AUGGAAAACGACCUGAAAUUACACAAGAUACUCCCUUUAAAAAGACCUCCUAUAAAAGAAAUCCGUAGAACUAUUGGUGGUUGGUAUCGCGGAAAAAAAAUGGAUACGCAAUUGAAUCAAGCUGAAAUACAACGAUUAGAAUUAAUAAAAUUAAAGAAACUUGGUCCUGAAUUUACUGAAAAGCAUCCAAAAUCAAUCUAUAUAAGUAGAACAUUUUCAAUGAAAUCACUUAUGAAUUCACUUAAUAUGAAACAAGAAUAUAUUUCGAAGGAACAUGAAUAUGAUAUAAAUACCCAAAGUUCGUCUUUAGUAAAUGAAAGUUCGAAUAUCCAGUAUCAAGACGCAGGCUACGCUAAUUUAUCAUUAAAUGAAUAUACUUCUAAGGAAUUGGAAUUUGAUAUUUCAAGGCAUUAUGUAAAAUCCACAACUCAGAAUGCUUCAAAUACACGGCAUCAAAGUGAAACUUAUAAUAUUCCAUUAAAUUCAUCGAUUUCAUCUGGGAAUUCUUCAAGAAAACGUGAUAUUGAAGAAUCAGAAAUCAACUCUCAAGUUAAGGGAAAACGCGUUAAAACUGGUGAUAGUUUAAUUUCAGAAUAUCUUAAUAUAGACUUUACAGAGUGA
Messenger RNA from Funneliformis geosporum, 621 nucleotides. The record is from the annotation of a GenBank genome assembly. NCBI's taxonomy places the organism in Eukaryota, Fungi, Glomeromycota, Glomeromycetes, Glomerales, Glomeraceae.